CCGCGCCCCGCAGUUUCCCGGUGAACGCCGAACCAUUCGGACGUUAAACGCGCGACGGCUCGUAUAAGAUGCGUUACUAACACAAAAUGGCGGCACAACCGUGUUCAUCAAAAGCCCUGUCCAGUGUUAUUAAUCAAGAAUUCCUAAAUAGAUCCACCAACAUCGAAUCGGCCCGCUUCCUCAAACGAAUACUGCAAAAAUCGGAAGAAGAGGGCAAAGUAAGUUGUAAAACUUUCGUCAGCGAUCUUGACCGCGCUCAUUUUUAUACUGGACUUGACAGGAGAAUAUUCUUUACACAAUAUACCAAUUUAAAAGCAACCGAUAUUAAGGAUAUCGAGCGAUCGUUGAUACAAGAGCGCCUCAUUGCUUUCUAUAUGAGCGCGUCCCGUCUACCCCCAAGACCAGAUACUACUCCUACUACAAAGAAUCUAUUCGCAGCUUUGUAUGGGAAGAUACCUCACUACAUAGACAUUCGAAUGUUUCGCAAAUGCUUGGCCAACCUUGGAUAUGUAUGGCUAAGAAUAUUCAAAGGAAACAUUGUCAUGGAAAGACCGAGCGUCACCUUUGAGAGGUAUUAUUAUCUGAAAGACAUAGUGCGAUAUCGCGAAGAAAACAGAGAAAUCUUCUACGUUGCCGAAACAGUUUCGACCGGCCUUUGUAACUACUACAGUUUUAAAGAAUAUGACAAAUUGAUGAAAACAGCAGUAAAAGCGAGCAUAGAGAUAAUCCAAAAAGCCUUGAUCAAAAAUGUCUACGCUGUAUCGAAAUCUGGAGUUUACGCUUUGAAGACUAUUGAUAAUUUCACGACAUGUAACUUUGCGAAUUGGGUGAUACAUGAACUAAUCCCAGUCAUGCCUGAGAAAAGCGUUGUAAUAAUACAAAACUAUGAACAUCAUGACGAUGUUAUGAAGAAACCAACGUUAUUCAGUAUAAAAUCAGACAUAAUAGCGUGGCUUGAACGGAAUGAUGUGCCUUAUAGUGAAGAAAUGUCAAAAUGUGAGCUCGUAGACCUAAUAGAUACCUACACUUCUGAGUUCGACGAAAUCAGUAAAAUUGAAAACUCACUGAAGUUGAAAGGUCACGUAUUACUUAGACUUCCUAAAUGUAUUGAAGAAAUGACUCCCACAAAACAUUUCUACGAGUUAGUAAAAAUUAAUGCUCGUAAAGUGAACGACAAUGAUCAAGUACUGGAGACAAUAGCGGAAAGUGUACCUCAGGAAACUUUUGAGAAAUUCGACACUCAUGUAGCAGAUGCAGAAAAAGAUACCUUAAAAGCAGAUAUCAGGAUGGAUGAGGUUUUUGAUACUGUUGUGGCUGCAUUCCAGAAAGUACGUUUGAAAGAUGCAGAAGAUUCAGAAGUACAACUUAGUGAUAGUGACUAAUAAAUUCAAA
Molecule: messenger RNA, 1392 nt
Organism: Cydia amplana
Lineage: Eukaryota; Metazoa; Arthropoda; Insecta; Lepidoptera; Tortricidae
Exons: 1
Coding region: 87-1382 (431 amino acids)
Source: RefSeq, a predicted model, not a curated record